Lachancea mirantina is the source of this 2346-nucleotide messenger RNA. The record is from the annotation of a GenBank genome assembly. NCBI's taxonomy places the organism in Eukaryota, Fungi, Ascomycota, Saccharomycetes, Saccharomycetales, Saccharomycetaceae.
AUGUUCAUCGAUGAAGUUCAGCAAUUGGACUAUGAUCUGCAUAACUCCAUCAAGGAGUGUGGUAGCGCGCUUAACGACGAUCUGGAGGGGGUUUUGACGUGGUUGAACCCGAACGAAGCCGAAAGUAACCAUCAAUUAAGGCCGCCUAGUUUACGCAUAAAGAGUGGAAUCCGACAUUUGAGUAAACAGUUCGAAACAAAAUCAACUCUCCCCGACUUACUCAAGACUUUUAUGGUGCUGAACAUCCGGGUACAUUUUUUUCGUCAUUAUGAAGAGCUCUGCAAUUUCAAGCAGGUGCAGAAGCUAGAGAGAUACUAUCGAUAUCCAUUCAGAUUUAUAAAGAUAAUAUCUGACCAUGAACUUAACAUGGAAUUCAAGCAAAUGCGAUGCUAUCUCGUUUCUAAGCGUCCUGUCUUAUGUGAAAACAUCGAGGAGCAGAUGCGAUUACAUUUCAUGGAAGAUGACUUCGAUAUAGCUGAGGAAAUGCGGGAUUGGUUGUCGCAGGCGAUGGACAAUUCUUGCAUGGAUCUCUUCCUGGACAUGUUGCUGGAACGAAUCCGAGUGUUUUCUGAACAACAGAUGAGAGGUUAUUGGAAUCAGAAUUCGUGCACAGCGAAGACGUACGAGCUUUUCGUCAAAAACCAGUGGCCAAAUAUCGCCAGGUUUCUGAACUGCCCCGAGAAUGACAAUGAACUUCUCUCUCAAAUUCUGGAGUGUUUCCAGAGCGAAUAUGUUCGCGUGUGUGCUUCUGAUAUUUAUGAAUUGUUUGUCCUUCAAUAUCCAGCGUCGAAACCCGCAUUGGUGGAGCUCCGUUCCAUCAUAAAAACUCCAUAUGGUCACAAAGAGCUCAUUGAAGGUUUUCUUCAGCAAUUUAAGAUGAAAGCGCUAAACUCUAGUAUCACGACGGCAGAAAUUCUUUUAUCAUAUGUGAGAGCUAUCAAAAGCGUGUUUACGGUAGACGUUUCGGGAACUUAUCUGCCAGCAAUCACGGAACUUGUAAAACCGUGUCUAAUGGAGAGACAUGACGCUGUGAGAACUUUUCUGUACGCACUGUUGGAGCUGAACUCAGAAGAGAUACAAGAUUCAUCUUUCACGGCAAGUACCAUGAGCGUCCUGGCUGAGUUGUCUAGCGAGCUUAAAGACAAGAGAUUUGCUUCGUUUGAUGCCCCCGCAACGGAGGCGAGGCCUUCGAUUGCAAAUGAUUUGGGCGGCAACCUUUUGCGACCUUUCCACGAAAAGAUUCUUGAUCGGUUCUUAAACUGGACUCCAAAGCCUCUGGAGUCUGUAAAAACUGAUUCUGACGCUCUUCUAAUGAACAAGAGUUUGCUUGAUUUUGCAUUUGAGGUUUUUGAUUCCAGAGAGAUGGUGUUUGCCGAGUUUAUUGGCAUCUUCACCAACAAACUUCUCGGAUUGAAGGAUUACAAGUUAGAUUCCAAAUGGGUUAAGACGCUUAAGGUUUUGAGAAAGAAGGCGGAAUUCAAGUCAGUUUCUGGAGUUCAAGAAGUGUCAAAUAUCAAUAACAUAGAUGUGAUGUUGCGUGACAUGCGGGACAGUAGUCAGCUUUGCGAACAACUGCACCAAUUAGAAGGACUGGACAACAGAUUCUUUCCCAAAAUUAUAUCAUACUUGUUUUGGAAGGUGGAAAUUGAUCUCGUUUCUCCGAAAAAUGAGGAUUUCGAGAUGCCCGUGUGGUUAAAGACAGAAUUGAAGAGAUACACAGAAGCAUUCUCUCGAUUGAAAGUAGGUCGCAAAUUUGUGAUCCACAAGCAUUUGUCAACGGUAAGUUUGCGAUUAAGUUUUGAAGAUGGCAGAGUUAUCAAAUCGGAAGUUGAUUUUGUGAAAGCCAGUGUAAUUUCUUGUUUCCUUUCUUCAAAAUCAGAUUCGGGCCUAACUACGCACCAAAUUGCUGAUCGCACUCGUCUUACACUUGCUGUCAUCGAGCAAACGUUGGAAUUUUGGGAAAAGGUGGGGGCCAUUUACCUUGAGCCGGGAAAUGAGUGCUAUAGGAUUUUAGAGAACUUCGAUAGCCUCAAUGCCAGACAAAAUAAGUCAAAAGAAAAACUUUCCACUGGUGAGAGAGACGCAAGAGAAACUGGAGCGCGUGCUGAUGAUGAGCAUCAGGCUUUCAUGUUGUCCAUGUCCAAGGUGUGGCCGUUUAUCCAAGGGAUGUUGAUGAAUCUGGGAAGUCUAAAAGCGAGUAAAAUUCAUUCUUUUCUAAAAAUGGCCGUACCAUCAGAAAUCGGCUUUUCGGCGACACCAGCUCAACUCGAGUCGUACUUGAGAGCUUUGGUCGAUGAAGAGAAACUGUCUGUCGCUGACAACGGAAGUUAUAAGUUGGUUCGGUAG